AAGCCUCGGUUUGCCCAUCCCUAGUAAUACCUACUUUCACUUUUACUUCGACGUUUGGUUGACCAACUUUCGUUUCUGACACCUAUGCUGUGAAUUGGCUGUAUUCUAGGCAACAAAAUAUAAUUAAUUAUUUGGUAAAUUUUUACAGCAUCUUCACUUCAGAACGUCUCGUACCUGCAGGAUUCCAUAUUCCAUUCCGAACGUUUCUGUGUUUCAUCAUGAGUGCAGUCACCUCCAGACUAUCCGAGGACCAGGAGAAGCAGCUGUUGUCUCUGUUUGGCCAGGCCAGGAUCUGUCUGCUCUACAAAGCCAGUGUCCAUGACUACACUGCUGUUGACUUCCACGCUCGUUGUGAUCGCCAGGGACCCACCAUAACUGUGGCCUACAACCAAUCUGGGUUCAUAUUUGGGGCAUAUGUCUCCAAGGAUUACACUAAAACUACCCAAGACAUCAACGAUGAUAAAGCAUUUCUCUUCAGCAUCCACAAUGAGAGAGAGAAGCCAGUGAGGGUGUCAAGCACCAACGGCCUGUAUGGUUUUACCAACGGAGACACAGGUCCUAAUUAUGGUGCCUUGGUGUUUCUGUAUGAUAAUGCAGCUAAAGCCCAAUCUCAACCAGGAACCCAAUACAACUUUGAUCCUGCACUGAUGCAUGGGAAUGACCUUGAGCUGGCCGAGUUUGAGGUAUACAGAGUAGAAGACUGUGGAGGCUUCCUGGAGAAACCUUGGAGAGAAAUACACUGGAACAGUGAGGGGAAAUAUAAGGAGCUAAAGGAGUAUGUGCAGAGUUCCAGACCUCUCAUCAACUCUGUGGAGAAGGCCAGGAUUCUGCUGGUGGGGCAGGUCGGAUCUGGCAAGUCCAGCUUCUUCAACUCCAUCAACUCCGUCUUCAGAGGAAAUGUGACUGGCCAAGCAAUCACUGGCAUUGCAGGCACCAGUCUGUCCACCCAGUUCCGUACAUACAACAUCAAGGCUGGCAGAGGGGGAAAGCCUCUCCCUGUGGUGCUGUGUGACAGCAUGGGAUUGGAGGAGGGGGUGAAUGCUGGCCUGGAUGUAGAUGACAUUCCCACCAUUCUGAAUGGCAAUGUCCCGGACAGGUACCAGUUCAACCCCAUGGUCCCUCUGCAGUCAGACGACUCUGCAUUCUAUAAGUCCCCGGAACUGAAGGACCGGAUCCAUUGUGUGGUUUACAUCAUGGACGCCUGCAAAGUGAAACUGCUCUCCCCCAAGUUGUUGGAGAAAUUAACUGCAAUCCGCAAGAAAGUUAAUCAUAUUGGUGUGCCACAGCUGGUGCUCCUAACCAAGGUGGAUGAGGCUUGCCCCUUGGUGAACAAUGACCUGACCAAAGUCUAUUACAGCCAUUACAUAAGAAAAAUAAUGUCUGAGGUCAGUGUAUGUCUGGGUGUGCCCGAAGCCUCUGUUCUCCCAGUGAAGAACUACAGUCGGGAAGUGGAUCUGGACCUGAACAUGAACAUCCUGCUGCUGAGUGCUUUGGUCCACAUGAUGCGCUUCACAGACAACUACUUUGAUGAUGUGUCUGAGGAGGGUCUGGAGAAGGGGGACUAGGAAGCCAUAUAGCCAUAAUAACCAGCCAGUUGAGACCGUAGCCAACAGCACAAUGAUCAAUUUACUUGCACACAUAGAGCAACUCUAGUUAGCAGUGCAACUCACUCUUGUUUUGUUUUUUUUUAUCUCAAAUGUAUGUUUAGUUCAUGCACUGUAACUGUUUAUAUUAAUUGUCAUGAGGGACAAUUGAGUGAGCUAAUCCUAUAUUUUUGGUAGAAAAUAUUUUAGUUGGUUAUGGUAAAACAACCAUAUCAUUCCGCUCAUCUGUCUGUCUGUUUCAUUGCCUUUGUUUACAUAAUGCUCUUUGGUGGAUUGUUUGAAUAAAUUAAUAUUCAUGUUUAAAAAUAAUACGCAUUUUGCAAGUCAUCAUCUGAAAUAUGUAAUGUUAAAUUUAAUUUUGUGUUUUUGUCCACACAAGACAUUUCCCAAUAUAAAAUAUGCUCACAAACA
This is a messenger RNA of Hypomesus transpacificus, 2015 nucleotides long. Its product is annotated as interferon-induced protein 44-like. The record is from RefSeq and is a predicted model, not a curated record. Bases 219 to 1565 code for a protein of 448 amino acids. The transcript has 8 exons. NCBI's taxonomy places the organism in Eukaryota, Metazoa, Chordata, Actinopteri, Osmeriformes, Osmeridae.